GAAGAGCAAGGGCGGCCCAGGCCCUCCGCCGCCACCAGCAUGGAAGGAGGCGCCGGGAACUCCAAGAGCUCCGGAUUCGCCGGCCUCUUCGGCGCCGGAGGAAUGGCGGGGCCGGGCUAUUCCCACGCGGACCUGGCCGGCGUCCCUCCAGGACCUAGGCAAUGCCUCACACAGCUCCAGCUGAAUCUCUGCCUGAAGACUGCGUGAGGCUGCCUGCCAUCCCCAAUCAGCUGGAGCUGCACGCACUGAUCCUGGGGUCUCCGCAGGACCCAGGCAGGCAAUGCCUUGCGCAGCUCCAGCUCAAUCUCCACCCGAAGACUUGACUGGAAUGAAUCCCUUGUCCCCUUAUUUAAAUGUUGACCCUAGAUAUCUCAUACAGGAUACAGAUGAAUUCAUUUUACCUACUGGAGCUAGUAAAACCAGGGGCAGAUUUGAACUGGCGUUCUUCACAAUUGGCGGAUGUUGUAUUACAGGAGCUGCUUUUGGGGCAUUAAAUGGCUUGAGAUUAGGUUUGAAAGAGACACAAAACAUGGCUUGGUCCAAACCUAGGAAUGUACAGGUUUUAAAUAUGGUGACCCGGCAAGGAGCAUUAUGGGCGAACACUCUUGGAUCUUUAGCGCUGCUGUACAGUGCCUUUGGCGUCAUCAUUGAAAAGACACGAGGGGCAGAAGACGAUCUGAACACGAUGGCAGCUGGGACCAUGACAGGGAUGUUGUAUAAAAGUACAGGUGGAUUGCGUGGGGUAGCCAGAGGUGGCAUCGCAGGACUCAUGCUAACAGGCCUCUACUCGUUGUACAACAACUGGGAGCACAUGAGGGGCUCUAUGCAACGGCAGUCCCUUUGAGCAGAGCGGCGGGGGAGGGAGCCUCUAUCCGUGCAGCGCAAUCAGACUGGACCCCCCCUUUGUUAUAGUACCUAGUGGACACACAACAAACACACCCCACUCAAGACCACCGAUUCCCGCGGCCACAGUGGAGCUCUUGAGCAUUCCGCAUCCUUCAGGGCCACGGGUGGCGGAGAGCGCCAUUUUACCUGCAGAAAUGAAGAUCUCAUCUCCAUAAGCAUGUUUGUACGCCGAGGCCAUUGCUUGAUUUGACUGUAAUAAAAUGUAUGUGCUGAAAAACGUUCAGUUUUUAAACGUUUUUAAAAGCUGUCCACCGACAACGGCCUGACCUUAUCAGAGCACCAGUGAUCCGGCGCUCAAGGUAGGUAGGAGCAAGGGAGAUGGCGUGGCAGCAGUGGCAGCACAAAACUGGGAAGUGUGUUGAGGGCACCACUUUCCCUUUUACGAAAAUGCUUGCAGUCACAUCUAGCGUUCUUUCACAGAUGACUUUCUGGGUGCUGAGCUGAAAAGUACGGUCUGGUCGUUUUUGACAAUCCUUAGUAAUAAACACAAAUGUUGCAGUUUGA
This is a messenger RNA of Crotalus tigris (Tiger rattlesnake), 1410 nucleotides long. It is a transcript of the gene TIMM23B, whose product is annotated as translocase of inner mitochondrial membrane 23 homolog B. The record is from RefSeq and is a predicted model, not a curated record. Bases 281 to 844 code for a protein of 187 amino acids. Gene Ontology annotation, molecular function: transmembrane protein transporter activity. Gene Ontology annotation, biological process: protein import into mitochondrial matrix. NCBI's taxonomy places the organism in Eukaryota, Metazoa, Chordata, Lepidosauria, Squamata, Viperidae. The transcript is spliced from 8 exons. Gene Ontology annotation, cellular component: mitochondrial inner membrane; TIM23 mitochondrial import inner membrane translocase complex.